Messenger RNA from Acinonyx jubatus (cheetah), 9035 nucleotides. It is a transcript of the gene RAPGEF2, whose product is annotated as Rap guanine nucleotide exchange factor 2. The record is from RefSeq and is a predicted model, not a curated record. Gene Ontology annotation, molecular function: protein binding; guanyl-nucleotide exchange factor activity. Gene Ontology annotation, biological process: positive regulation of ERK1 and ERK2 cascade; small GTPase-mediated signal transduction. The transcript has 28 exons. The coding region runs from base 2247 to 7001 and encodes 1584 amino acids. NCBI's taxonomy places the organism in Eukaryota, Metazoa, Chordata, Mammalia, Carnivora, Felidae.
AUGAGAAUUCUGGUUGCUUUACCUCUUCCCCAACUCUUGGUAUUGUCAGUCUUUUUAAAAUCAGCUUGUCCAUGUCCAAAGUUUGUUAGGAUUUGAUUGGAUUUGCACUGAAUCUAAAGAUCAAUUUGGGAAGAUUUACUCUCAGUAAGAUUGAGCCAUCCAACCUGGUAUAUUUCAUAAUUUAAAUCUUCUAUUAUUUCCCUUUGCAUGGUUAAAUACUCUUUUUGUAAUUUUUUGUGUAUAGGUCAUAUAUGUCUUCAUUAAAUUUAUUCCUAAGUAUUUUACUUAUUUAAAAAAAUUUUUUAAUGUUUAUUUAAUUUUGAGAAAGAGAGAGAGAGAGAGAGUGCACGAGCAGGGGAGGGGCAGAGAGGGAGACACAAAUUCCGAAGCAGGCUCCAGGCUCUGAGCUGUCAGCACAGAGCCGGACGUGGGGCUUGAACUCAUGAACUGGGAAAUCAUGCCCUGAGCCAAAGUCAGCCGCUUAACCAACUGAGCCACUCAGGCACCCCUAAGUAUUUUAUUUUUGAUGAUAAGUAGUAGGUUUUUACUAGUUCAGUCUAUAAGGGAGGAUCUGAAACAGGUUAAACAAUAUUUUCAGAGUUGUCUACUUAUUGGUAGAAUUAGAAUAAUUAGUUACAAAACAAGAUAAAACAAACUAAAUAUGGCUUUUGAGAAAUGUCCACAUUUUAUUCAGAUGAAUUAGAUUAUUUGACAUUUUAUUACUUGAUGUCUUUCUAAGAAGUUACAUAUAUUUGUGGGCUUAUGCUUUUCCUUUCUUGUAAAUGUGGUUUUUUUUUAACUUCUAAGAAUUUUAUGAAUGUGGUAUUAUUUGAGUGACCCCUGAACUAUUCGUUUUUAGAUCCUGUCUUUCAAGGACAUGCCUCCUAUUUCAACUUCAUUUCUGGUAUAUGGCAGAUUUGGGGGAGGUUAGUGGCUAGGUUUUGGUGCCAUUUAUGUAGCCUUUAAAGAAUAUCAGAUGCCUGGUUGCCAAUAUUUGAGAUCUUACUUGAUUUUUGAGAUCAUUUCAGUUUCUUGCUGGUGAGGGGCCAGUUUGAAUCAUUCAUUUGAAUUCAUCUACCAUUUUUCUCAUUAACAAGUUACAUAGAUCUAUUUGGUGAUUUCUUAAUGUAAUUGUUCAUUUUACCUCUUUAACGAAUUUUAUGAAAAUUAGGUCAUUUUUAGAUAAGAUGUUAGGGCUAAGCUUCCUUGUCUCUUCAACUCAUACAUGAUGAGCUUUGCACAGUGAAAUGGUGAACAUUUCACAAAGGCCUUUUGGAUAAGGCAUGUCUACAUGCUGAAGGGGAAAGCUGUUAUGGACCAUAACUUUUAUACAAACUGAUCAGCUGCCAUCUGUGUACAAAGCACUGUGAUCAGCAGAGACCUGUUUGUGCCUCUGUGUAGACUGAUAGCAGCAGAUCAAUUUAGCUGAGCUGUUCUGUAGCAGUUGGGUCACGAGGACAUAGACACUACCAAAGUGUAGUCAUCAUCACAGCACUGUCCUUUGCUGGUUUAUAUUGUGGCAAGAGAGAAAAACUGCUUGCUCUCUUCACCCCAGUACAGCUGAGGUAAGAUCCACCUUUUUUCUCUUGAAGGGAUAAGCAAGACCAAAAGCAGCCUCUUUCAACUUUUCCCACGUUGUUUUGGUUUAAACGUAUGCUAGUUUUUUCCCAUGAUAAUCCCUCAAGCCAGGUAUACAAUUCAGCAUCCCUUUGGUGGAGAGCAAUGUGUAUAGUACAGCUUAGAUAAAUUCUAAUAACAAAAUUGCAUUGCUGAGCACAUCUAAACAUUUGACCUUGGAGACUCAUAGGAGUGCAGACAUUGCAGAUUUCCCUACUUGCCCUUGACUUACAAGAGGGUAGAUAAUGAAUUAAUAGAAAUUGAUAAAAAGAGCAUCUGUCAGGCAGCUGCUGAGGUCAUGAGGCUGGUAUGCGGAAACAGUGCCCAUACAACAUGCGUAACACAUAACUGCAGCCAGGAGGGGUGGGUGGGUCAUUGAAGCAGGAAAUUAGCCUUCAGAAGGAAUGUUGGCUUUCUGCACGAGCUACAGCCGCAUGGACUCACUGAGAGAAAACACACAGGGAAAUGGGGAGUGCUCAUUGCCGCAGAGAAAAGAGCUCAGAUAGAAGGUGGCAGUGCUACUGCUGUUAUUGGUGCUUCAAAGAUUUUGAAGACAGUGCAGUUUUGGCAAGCGUUCUGCAGGAAGCUUUAGGCGUGGCUGUGAAUGCAUUGUUUUAGAGCCUUCUGAAAUGAUUGUGGUGGACUAUAUGGAUGAAAAUGAAGAGUAUUUUCAGCGUCAAGCUUCUCAUCGACAAUCUCGAAGGAGAUUUAGAAAAAUCAACCAGAAAGGUGAAAGACAAACAAUUAUUGACACUGUGGAUCCUUAUCCUGUGGGCAAACCACCUUUGCCUCGAGGCUAUCAUACGGAAUGCACUAAAUCUCAGCUUCCUGCAGAUUUCACAAAACUACACCUUACUGAUAGUCUCCACCCACAGGUGACGCACGUUUCUUCUAGCCAUUCAGGAUGUAGUAUCACUAGUGAUUCUGGAAGCAGCAGUCUUUCUGAUAUCUAUCAGGCCACAGAAAGCGAGGCUGGUGAUAUGGACCUGAGUGGGUUGCCAGAAACAGCAGUGGAUUCUGAGGACGAUGAUGAUGAAGAAGACAUUGAGAGGGCAUCAGAUCCUCUGAUGAGCAGGGACAUUGUGAGAGACUGCCUAGAGAAGGAUCCAAUUGACAGGACAGAUGAUGACAUUGAACAACUCUUAGAAUUUAUGCACCAAUUGCCUGCUUUUGCCAAUAUGACUAUGUCAGUGAGACGAGAACUUUGUGCUGUUAUGGUGUUUGCAGUCGUGGAAAGAGCUGGGACCAUAGUGCUAAAUGAUGGUGAAGAGCUGGAUUCCUGGUCAGUGAUUCUGAAUGGUUCUGUGGAAGUAACUUAUCCAGAUGGAAAAGCAGAAAUAUUAUGUAUGGGAAAUAGUUUUGGUGUCUCUCCUACCAUGGACAAAGAAUACAUGAAAGGAGUAAUGAGAACAAAGGUGGAUGACUGCCAGUUUGUCUGCAUAGCCCAGCAAGAUUACUGCCGUAUUCUCAACCAAGUAGAAAAGAACAUGCAAAAAGUUGAGGAGGAAGGAGAAAUUGUUAUGGUAAAAGAACACCGAGAACUUGAUAGGACCGGAACAAGAAAGGGACACAUCGUCAUUAAGGGCACCUCAGAAAGAUUAACGAUGCAUUUGGUGGAAGAGCAUUCAGUGGUGGAUCCAACAUUCAUAGAAGACUUCCUGUUGACCUACAGGACUUUUCUUUCUAGCCCAAUGGAAGUGGGCAAAAAGUUAUUGGAGUGGUUUAAUGACCCGAGCCUCAGGGAUAAGGUUACACGGGUAGUAUUAUUGUGGGUGAAUAAUCACUUCAAUGACUUUGAAGGAGAUCCUGCGAUGACUCGAUUUCUAGAAGAAUUUGAAAAUAACCUGGAAAGAGAGAAAAUGGGCGGACAUCUAAGGCUGUUAAAUAUUGCAUGUGCGGCUAAAGCAAAAAGAAGAUUGAUGACAUUAACAAAACCAUCCCGAGAAGCUCCUUUGCCUUUUAUCUUACUUGGUGGCUCAGAGAAGGGAUUUGGAAUCUUUGUUGACAGUGUAGAUUCAGGUAGCAAAGCAACCGAAGCAGGCUUGAAACGAGGGGAUCAGAUAUUAGAAGUAAAUGGGCAAAACUUUGAAAAUAUUCAGCUGUCAAAAGCCAUGGAAAUUCUCAGAAAUAACACACAUUUAUCAAUCACUGUGAAAACCAAUUUAUUUGUAUUUAAAGAACUGCUAACAAGAUUGUCAGAAGAGAAAAGAAAUGGUGCCCCUCACCUUCCUAAAAUUGGAGACAUCAAAAAGGCCAGCCGCUACUCCAUUCCAGAUCUCGCUGUAGAUGUAGAACAGGUGAUAGGACUUGAAAAAGUAAAUAAAAAAAGUAAAGCUAACACCGUUGGAGGAAGAAACAAGCUAAAAAAGAUACUUGACAAGACUCGGAUCAGUAUCUUGCCACAGAAACCAUAUAAUGAUAUUGGGAUUGGUCAGUCUCAGGAUGACAGCAUAGUAGGAUUAAGGCAGACCAAGCACAUUCCAACGGCAUUGCCCGUCAGUGGAACCUUGUCCUCCAGUAAUCCCGAUUUAUUGCAGUCACAUCAUCGCAUUUUAGACUUCAGUACUACUCCUGACUUGCCAGAUCAAGUGUUAAGGGUUUUUAAAGCUGAUCAGCAAAGCCGAUACAUCAUGAUCAGUAAGGACACCACAGCGAAGGAAGUAGUCAUUCAGGCCAUCAGGGAGUUUGCUGUGACUGCCACUCCGGAUCAGUAUUCGCUGUGUGAGGUCUCUGUCACACCUGAGGGUGUAAUCAAACAAAGAAGACUCCCAGAUCAGCUUUCCAAACUUGCUGAUAGAAUUCAGCUGAGUGGAAGGUAUUACUUGAAAAACAACAUGGAGACAGAAACUCUUUGUUCAGAUGAAGAUGCUCAGGAGCUGUUGAGGGAGAGUCAAAUUUCCCUCCUGCAGCUCAGUACUGUUGAAGUGGCCACACAGCUCUCUAUGCGGAACUUUGAACUUUUCCGUAACAUUGAACCUACUGAAUACAUAGAUGAUUUAUUUAAACUCAAAUCAAAAACCAGCUGUGCCAACCUGAAGAAAUUUGAAGAAGUAAUUAACCAAGAAACAUUUUGGGUAGCAUCUGAAAUUCUGAGAGAGACAAACCAGCUGAAGAGGAUGAAGAUCAUUAAGCAUUUCAUCAAGAUAGCACUACACUGCAGGGAAUGCAAGAAUUUUAACUCAAUGUUUGCAAUCAUCAGUGGCCUAAAUUUGGCACCAGUGGCAAGACUACGAACCACCUGGGAAAAACUUCCCAAUAAAUACGAAAAGCUGUUUCAAGAUCUCCAAGACUUGUUUGAUCCCUCCAGAAACAUGGCAAAAUAUCGCAAUGUCCUCAACAGUCAAAACCUGCAGCCUCCCAUAAUCCCUCUAUUCCCAGUUAUCAAGAAGGAUCUCACAUUCCUUCAUGAAGGAAAUGACUCAAAAGUUGAUGGGCUAGUCAAUUUUGAGAAGCUAAGGAUGAUUGCAAAAGAAAUUCGUCAUGUUGGCCGAAUGGCUUCAGUUAACAUGGACCCUGCCCUCAUGUUCAGGACUCGGAAGAAGAAAUGGAGGAGUUUGGGGUCUCUCAGCCAGGGUAGUACAAAUGCAACAGUGCUAGACGUUGCUCAGACAGGUGGUCAUAAAAAGCGGGUACGUCGUAGUUCCUUUCUCAAUGCCAAAAAGCUUUACGAAGACGCCCAAAUGGCUCGAAAAGUCAAGCAGUACCUGUCCAAUUUGGAGCUAGAAAUGGAUGAGGAGAGUCUGCAGACCUUAUCACUGCAGUGUGAGCCAGCAACCAACACAUUGCCUAAGAAUCCUGGUGACAAAAAGCCGGUCAAGUCUGAGACCUCCCCAGUGGCUCCAAGGGCAGGGUCGCAACAGAAAGCACAAGCCCAGCCACAGCCCCAACAGCCACCGCCACCACAUAAAAUCAACCAAGGACUGCAGGUUCCUGCUGUGUCCCUUUAUCCCUCUCGAAAGAAAGUACCCGUAAAGGAUCUCCCACCUUUUGGCAUAUACUCUCCACAAGCUUUAAAGAAAAUUCUUUCUUUGUCUGAAGAAGGAAGUCUGGAGCGUCAUAAAAAACAAGCAGAAGACACUGUGUCAAACGCAUCUUCCCAGCUUUCUUCUCCUCCCACUUCUCCACAGAGUUCUCCAAGGAAAGGUGGCAGUGACAAUCAGCUGAGAUCUUUUGGCUCCGGGCAGUUGGACUUAACCAGUUCCUCCUCUUCUCUUGGAAGUGAGAACAGUAACAAGAAUAACAAUGCUCCACGGACCUAUGGGAUAGGCUACGCUCUGGCUCCCAGUGGUACUGUGGAUAAUUUCUCAGAUUCUGGUCACAGUGAGAUUUCUUCACGAUCCAGUAUUGUCAGCAAUUCUUCCUUUGACUCAGUGCCAGUCUCGCUGCAUGAUGAGAGGCGCCAGAGGCAUUCUGUCAGCAUUGUGGAGACAAACCUCGGUGUGGGCAGGAUGGAAAGGCGGACUGUGAUUGAACCAGACCAGUACAGCUUAGGGUCCUAUGCACCAAUGUCUGAGAGCCGAGGCUUGUAUGCUACAGCUACAGUAAUUUCUUCCCCAAGCACAGAGGAACUUUCCCAAGACCAAGGGGAUCGUGCGUCACUCGAUGCCGCCGACAGUGGCCGUGGGAGCUGGACGUCGUGCUCAAGUGGCUCACAUGAUAAUAUACAGACCAUUCAGCACCAGAGAAGCUGGGAAACACUUCCAUUUGGGCACACUCACUUUGAUUAUUCAGGGGAUCCUGCAGGUUUAUGGGCCUCAAGUAGCCAUAUGGACCAACUUAUGUUUUCUGAUCACAGCACAAAGUACAACAGGCAAAAUCAAAGUAGAGAGAGUCUUGAACAAGCCCAAUCCCGGGCAAGCUGGGCAUCUUCCACAGGAUACUGGGGAGAAGACUCGGAAGGUGACACAGGCACAAUAAAGCGAAGGGGUGGAAAAGAUGUUUCCAUUGAAGCCGAAAGCAGUAGCAUCACCUCUGUGACCACAGAAGAAGCCAAACCUGUUCCUACGCCGGCCCACAUAGCUGUGACGUCGAGUACUACAAAGGGACUUAUUGUGCGGAAGGAGGGCAGGUAUCGAGAGCCCCCGCCCACCCCUCCAGGCUACAUUGGAAUCCCCAUCACUGACUUUCCAGAAGGACAUUCCCAUCCUGCCAGGAAACCUCCGGACUACAACGUGGCACUUCAGAGAUCUCGGAUGGUCGCCCGACCCACCGACACAGCUGGGCCUUCGCCUGCACAGCAGACACACGGGCCUCCAGCGAGCGGCAGGCCAGUGAACAAACCGCAGUGGCAUAAGCCCAAUGAGUGUGACCCGCGCCUCGCCCCCUACCAGUCUCAAGGGUUUUCCACCGAGGAGGAUGAAGAUGAACAAGUAUCUGCUGUUUGAGGCACAGGCUUUUCUGGAUCCAGAGUUAGCCACCUAAAAGGAGAGCACAAGAAGACGUCCCUAGCAGUGGAGCCGUGGAACUCGCAUUCUGAGGAUGGUGGACCAGUUUGCCUCCUUCCCUGCCUUAAAAGCAGCAUGGGGCUUCUUCUCCCCUUCUUCCUUUCCCCUUUGCAUGUGAAAUACUGUGAAGAAAUUGCCCUGGCACUUUUCAGACUUUGUUGCUUGAAAUGCACAGUGCAGCAAUCUUCGAGCUCCCACUGUUGCUGCCUGCCACAUCACACAGUAUCAUUCCCAAUUCCAAGAUCAUCACAACAAGAUGAUUCACUCUGGCUGCACUUCUCAAUGCCUGGAAGGAUUUUUUUAAAUCUUCCUUUUAGAUUUCAAUCCAGUCCUAGCACUUGGUCUCAUUGGGAUAAUGAGAAAAGCUAGCCAUUGAACUACUUGGGGCCUUUAACCCAUCAAAGAAGACAAAGAAAAACAAUGAAAUCCUCUUGAGUACAGUGCUUUGUCCACUUGUUUACAAUGUCUUUUUUUUUUUUUUUUUUUUAAUGAAUUUAAAGAUUGUGUUCAGAGAGUAAAUGUUCUAUUCAUUUGAUGAUCACAGUAUUAUUUUGAACCUUUAAGUAGGGUUGCCAGCCUGGGUUUCUAAAAAACCAAAUAUGCCGGACAGGGUGUGGUCACACCAAGAAGAGGGAAGACCUGGCUUGCGACCCUGUCUUCCUGUGUCCUUCUGGCCUCACCCGUGAAGUGCCCUAUCCUGGAAGUAGAAGAUGUUAGCCAAUUACUUAGAUACCAAGACACCUCAUCCACUCCUUCCCCAGUGGGUGGGGUUCUUCUGUAAAACUGUUUGCACAUGGCCAGGGGAGGGAAAAAGGACUCUUGUGUCCUGUGUCUGAGCCUUAUGGAGUGCAGGACAGUGUCGUUUGAGGGCGUGUCCUGCUCCAUCGAGACGGAUGGCAAACCCCGUUUUUUUAAGUUAUGUUUCUUUGAUUUUUGUUAAAUUAGUUUUAGGGAUUUUUUUUUUUUUUUCAUUUUUAAAGAGAAACGUUUGUAACUGGAUAGCAUUGCAGUGAAAGCAGCUUGGGAUAUUGGAGCUAACGCCAGCUGUUAAUACUGCUCUUUCGAGACAGCCUCCCUGUACCGAACUGGCAUUAGGGAAUAAACAAGCCUUUAACGUGAUAGAGGAACAAAAGAUCAAAAACCUGAUUAGACAUGCCAGCCUUUGCGAGGUGGGUUAGUCACCAAAGACUAACCUGGAAGUGGCUUUAUGGACGCUGCAGAUAGAGAAGGCCUACGUGUAGCAACCACCUGCUCACAGCUGCUAUUAACCCUAUAGUGACUGAAAUGACCCCUCCACUCUAUUUUUGUGUUGUUUUUGCACAGACUCCGGAAAAGUGAAGGCUGCCAAUCCGAGUAGUACUCAAAUGUGAGGAACUGCUGGUCUUGGAUUUUUUUUCCAUUAAAUUCAGCUGAUCAUAUUGAUCAGUAGAUAAACGUAAAUAGCUUCAAAUUUUAAAAGUCAAAUUGCAGUGUUUUUUCACUGCAUCAAAACGAUGUCAGUGCUUUAUUUAAUAAAUCUCUUCUGUAUCAUGGCAUUUGUCUACUUGCUUAUAUAUUACAUUGUCAAUUAUGCAUUUGUAAUUUUCCAUGUAAUAGGCAUUAUUUGCCAGUUUUCUUAUAUAGGCUGUGGACCUCAUGUGCAGAUAGACAGACAGAAACCUAGCUCUACCACAAGUCGCACAAACGUUACCUAAGCAUUAAGUAAUUGUAGAACAUAGGACUGCUAAUCUCAGUUCGCUCUGUGAUGUCAAGUGCAGAAUGUACAAUUAACUGGUGAUUUCCUCAUACUUUUGAUACUACUUGUACCUGUAUGUCUUUUAGAAAGACAUUGGUGGAGUCUGUAUCCCUUUUGUAUUUUUAAUACAAUAAUUGUACAUAUUGGUUAUAUUUUUGUUGAAGAUGGUAGAAAUGUACUAUGUUUAUGCUUCUACAUCCAGUUUGUACAAGCUGGAAAAUAAAUAAAUAUAACAUAAA